CCACAUUGUUCCUGAGACAUCCCUACAUACGCAUCAGUCUCAGCUAUCGCGAAAAGAAGGAUUCCCGCAUUCCGUAAGGAUUCUCAGUAAGAUGACAUCUCUAUGAUUAUCUUUAACUUUGCCCAUUAUCCCAUUCAUUCGAUCAGGUGGUGCGAUUGGUAUCGCACCCUUGUAUAUCUCGGCAGGGAUCCGGCUUGGUGAGAUGAUUGUCCAAUGGCGAUCCUUGCAGCUGGAUUCCUCUGGGUGCCUCAUCCCUUGGCAUAUCGUUCCUGUAAGGCAUAAGAACAUUUGCAGCUGCACUCAGAUGCGCACGCGAUAAUGCAAGUCAUUCGUUUCCGAGCAUUGGAAAAACAAAGCUCAUCAUGUCGGCUUUCGUGACGACUACGUUUGCGCCAGAUCCGGCGUGUAUCGCGACCGACCAUAUCUGGUUGAGAUCGCAGGACUGCUACUCUCUACCGUUCGGCGAUUCGCCGACGCGAGAGGCGUGUACUUAUUUCCAGCAUGGCCACCAGCAAGCAAGGGAAACAAACGGGGACUUCAUCUCGGAUUCUUGCCUCCCGUAUUGGGGAGACCGCGCAACUGUCUAUACGGAUUGUCCUUCGGGAUACAACGCAGUAGUGGAGACAAGCACAAGAAAUUCAUUUCAUACCGUAUUCGAGAAGCAGUGCUGUCCAUCGGCCUUUGAGUAUUCAUACAAUGUUUUCGGCACUUUCACGACUGAGACGGAUGGCGUGCAGCAAACAUGGUCGCUCUACGACGUCCCAAAGUGCGUAUCCACGCGCAUAGAAGAGGUGCACACAGAAGUCAUCACCGUGACAUUGGGCGAGCACAACAACAACGAGCCCACCGCGACGACUACCACGGAGAUCAAAGACGGAAACCUCGUCUUCGCGGAGGCCGUCGGCGUCAUUGGGCCAACCGUCUAUGGCGGCGGAUACUCAGAAUGCUGGGACCGAUGUCCAUAUUCGUACGAGCCAACUCCAACUUUUGAGGAGAAAUUCGAGACUGCUCCUGCUGUGACGCAGUUCUCCGCCCCGUCGCAUUGUCUUGAUCCGGAGAAUAAGUGGAUCGUGACAACUAGCUGCUAUAUCACCGAUGCCCAGUAUACGCCAGAUUGGCUGACGUGCUCCGUGACGCAUUUCGGAGCACCGAAUUGGGACAAUGAUGAAUGCUAUCAGAAUCGAGUGUUGUAUGACAGCCCUUCUGUUGUCGUGGAGGGCACGACUUCAUGGUACAGCGGAUGCCCAUCGGGAUAUACCAUCGCGAGCUCGACCAUCCGCCCUUUCAGCGAUGAGUAUCGCCACCCAAUUGGCUACUUCGACGUCACGACUCACCUUGGCUUGUGCUGUCCUACCGCCUACAAAUUCCAAGAAGGCGAAGUCAAGCAAACCGAAACUGUCCACGAUGGCGCGACCUACGGACUAUUCGUGUACGCACCGCCACGCUGCUACGCAACUUCGAUCGAGCCGCUCUCCGGCAAAGAAGUCGUCCUCAGCCAGUGGUCGAACACACAGGCCUGGGACAAGCGCGACGAGGACGGCGGUCCCACGACCGUCACGUGGAACUUCGAGCACGACACUAUGUACGCCAUGGCGGAGCAGUUCAGCUACGAAGUGUUCAAGGGCACGCAUACGUGCUAUUCGCCCUCGUACACCUUGUGCUCGAGCUGGCUUUCGUAUUACUAUCCCGAUGGCGUGGGUGGGGAGACGCCUGACGGGUGGACGAGUCCUGUGGCGACGAUUACGUCGGCGGAAGAAGAGAGUGGUGGGUUUUCUAGCCAUGAUAGCUCUUCGUCUCCGUUUCCGUUAGAGACUGGUGAAGGGACGUUGACUGACAAUAUGCCAGGAUCAGGAAGCAGAAGUGCGGGAGGAGGUAGUCAGACGGGUGGUGCCGGUGGUAGCAGUAACGGUGGCAGCGGUGCAAGUCUUGGAAGUGCACAGGGGCCUCAAGAAACCGGCAAUCCGCCCAGCGCUGCGGGAAGAGCAUAUGGAGCUGGUUCGAUAGGUUUGACAAUUCUGAUGACUGCUUUGGCGAUGGCCAAUGCCAUAUGGUAGUGGUUUGAUGAUUUCCCUCAUGUUUUUUCUUCUUCUGCUAAUGCUUUGGCCGGGAAUACCACAAUGUCUGUAAUGAGUAUCAAUAAGUAACGUCCAUAAUGGUUAUCGAAAUGUAUCAUGUUACCCUGCAUA
Aaosphaeria arxii CBS 175.79 is the source of this 2186-nucleotide messenger RNA. RefSeq lists its product as uncharacterized. NCBI's taxonomy places the organism in Eukaryota, Fungi, Ascomycota, Dothideomycetes, Pleosporales. The record is from RefSeq and is a predicted model, not a curated record. The transcript is spliced from 3 exons. The coding region runs from base 363 to 2054 and encodes 563 amino acids.